AUGGCCUCUCCCACUUCCAAGAUCGGCCAUGGACUUGCCAAAAUCUUAGGCAUCGACCUGCAUUAUCGUCAAGAAACUGGCUCCGACCGCAUCACCCGAGGCGAGAGUGUCUUCUCCGUUACCUCUGCCGACACCUACGUUGAGCGGGAACCGACUGCGGCCGAAUGGCUCCAUGAAAUUCUACCCUCAGGUCGAGAUCUUAUCCACUACCUCGUCCAUCUCUUCCCUUUCCUGAAGUGGAUCACUCGUUACAACGUCCAAUGGCUUAUUGGUGAUCUGGUUGCCGGCAUUACGGUUGGUGCCGUCGUCAUUCCACAGAGUAUGGCCUACGCAAAGCUUGCGCAGCUACCCGUAGAGUUCGGUCUCUACUCGUCCUUCAUGGGAGUUCUAAUCUACUGGUUCUUCGCCACCUCUAAGGACAUCACCAUUGGUCCCGUGGCUGUGCUGUCAACGGUUACCGGAAAUGUCGUUCUCAAGGCGGCUGAAAAGGUGCCAGACGUUUCAAGGGACAUCAUAGCGUCUUCGCUUGCCAUCAUUGCUGGUUCCAUCGUACUCUUCCUUGGCCUUGCGCGUCUGGGCUGGAUCGUCGAGUUCAUCACUCUGGCCGCGAUUUCCGCUUUCAUGACAGGGUCUGCGCUGAAUAUUGCGGUCGGCCAGGUACCUAACAUGAUGGGCAUCACGGGAUUUUCGACACGAGAAGCGACUUACAAGGUCGUCAUCAACAUUUUGAAGCACCUAGGCAGAUCGGACCUGAACGCCGCCAUUGGACUCUCUGCGCUGUUUUUACUCUAUCUUAUUCGCUUCACAUGUACCUACCUCGCGAAGCGGUACCCGAAUAAGCAGAGGACGUUCUUCUUCAUCAGCACGCUACGGACGGCGUUUGUCAUUCUGCUCUACAUUUUCAUCAGCUACUUGUGCAACCGGCACCACCGAGGCAAAGGGCAGAAGCCAAUAUUCACGACGCUUGGGAAUGUUCCACGAGGCUUCAAACAUGCGCGGGUGCCACGUAUCACGACCGACAUCAUUUCGUCCUUCGCGUCCGAGCUCCCAUCUACCGUGAUCGUGCUAUUAAUUGAGCACAUUUCCAUAUCGAAAUCUUUCGGAAGGAUCAACAAUUACACUAUCGAUCCCUCGCAAGAAUUGGUAGCCAUCGGCGUAACCAACGUGCUCGGUCCCUUCCUUGGUGCUUAUCCCGCGACUGGUUCAUUCUCCCGGACCGCCAUUAAGUCUAAGGCCGGUGUUCGAACCCCCUUUGCUGGUGUCAUCACUGCCAUAGUGGUAUUGCUCGCCGUCUACGCCCUUCCGGCGAUGUUCUGGUAUAUUCCGAAUGCUGCACUUGCCGCUGUGAUCAUUCACGCUGUCGGAGAUUUAAUAACCCCGCCAAACACUGUCUACCAGUUCUGGCGCAUUUCCCCAUUGGAGGUACCUAUUUUCUUUGCUGGUGUGAUUGUAACGGUCUUCAGCAGCAUCGAGAAUGGCAUCUACACGACCGUUUCCGUUUCCGCAGCUCUAUUCUUGUUCCGCGCUUUCAAGGCUCGAGGACGAUUUCUUGGCAGAGCAAAGAUCCAUUCUGUCAUCGGCGAUCAUUUGCUCCACCCACCAGAAGAGGACAAAGAAGGCAAUGCCAGCCCACGAAGGAACCCUGCUGAGAGCGAAGACUCGGUGCGGAAUGUGUUCUUGCCCAUUGAUCACCAUGACGGGAGCAAUCCUCAAAUCGAGCUGGAGGAUCCUUACCCGGGAAUUUUCAUUUACCGCUUCUCCGAGGGUUUCAACUACCCGAACGCGAACCACUACCUGGAUCAGCUGGUGGAUACCAUUUUCAAGAAGACCCGCCGCACAAACCCGGCUACGUACGGCAGGCCUGGGGAUCGUCCAUGGAAUGAUCCCGGUCCACGCCGCGGUAAGGAAGUCGAUCCGACCGACAAACGGCCUACGUUGAAGGCUAUCAUCCUCGACUUCUCUUCAGUCAACAAUGUUGACCUCACUUCGGUCCAGAAUCUGAUCGAUGUUCGAAAUCAGCUUGACCGCUACGCUGCCCCAGACACCGUCGACUGGCAUUUCAGCAAUGUCAACAACCGCUGGACCAAGCGAGCCCUAGCAGCCGCUGGGUUCGGAUACUAUACCCCUGAACCGGAUGGCUCCGGUAUCCACCGCUGGAAGCCCAUCUUUAGCGUUGCUGAGAUUGGAGGAAGCCACAGUGCUGCGGCGGAGGCUGAAGCGAGGGAAAAUAGGAGGGCUCUGAAGGCAGCUGCGAAGCGCGACCAGGCUUCAGACGAUAUUGAAGUGCGGACUGGCUCCCGGUCUUCAACGCCGGAUUCUGACGUGGAUUCGCUGGAUAAACAGCUCAGUCAGGCCAAAGCGUACGGCACGAUGAGCCAGAAGCCGAGCAAGGUUGCCGUCGUGCAGGGCUUGAACAGGCCAUUAUUCCACGUCGAUGUCACUGCCGCACUGAAUAGUGCCCUGGCCAAUGCUCAGAGGAAAAGCCAUUAG
Trematosphaeria pertusa is the source of this 2490-nucleotide messenger RNA. RefSeq names its product sulfate permease-like protein. NCBI's taxonomy places the organism in Eukaryota, Fungi, Ascomycota, Dothideomycetes, Pleosporales, Trematosphaeriaceae. The transcript is spliced from 4 exons. Gene Ontology annotation, molecular function: secondary active sulfate transmembrane transporter activity. Gene Ontology annotation, cellular component: membrane. The record is from RefSeq and is a predicted model, not a curated record. Gene Ontology annotation, biological process: transmembrane transport. Bases 1 to 2490 code for a protein of 829 amino acids.